Messenger RNA from Candida tropicalis MYA-3404, 948 nucleotides. It is a transcript of the gene COQ3, whose product is annotated as hexaprenyldihydroxybenzoate methyltransferase. NCBI's taxonomy places the organism in Eukaryota, Fungi, Ascomycota, Pichiomycetes, Serinales, Debaryomycetaceae. Bases 1 to 948 code for a protein of 315 amino acids. Gene Ontology annotation, molecular function: 2-methoxy-6-polyprenyl-1,4-benzoquinol methyltransferase activity. The transcript has a single exon. The record is from RefSeq and is a predicted model, not a curated record. Gene Ontology annotation, biological process: ubiquinone biosynthetic process.
AUGAAAUCCUUACCAAGCUUGUCUAUAAGUAGACAAUUGAUACUUCGCAGGUGUUUACAUCAUUCUAAAAUAUUAUAUCAUGAUGCUAAAAAAUUCACUUCUACUUCAGAAUCAGAAAUGUCACAUUUCAAUGCCUUAGCUUCAAGUUGGUGGGACGUAAAUGGACCCCAACGUAUAUUACAUAAAAUGAACUUAUUAAGAAUGGAUUUCAUACAUGAAACUAUAAUAAAUAACUUAAAAUUAAAUGAAAACACGGAUGAUGAAGUCUAUAUCCCACCUUUCAGUAUGGAUUUGUUGCCUAAACCAAUUAGAGAUACCAUUAAUGCUGAUUUAGAAGGUAGAAGAGAAGAAAUAUUAAGUGAUGUUAAGUAUAAAGUAUUAGAUGUUGGAUGUGGUGGAGGUAUAUUAUCUGAAUCUAUGGCUAGAUUAAGUUUUGUUGAAAAAGUUCAAGGUAUUGACUUAUCAACUGAUGUUUUAGAAGCAGCAAAAUUACAUAAACAAAAGGAUCCAAUAUUAGAAGAUAAACUUUCUUAUAAUUUAAUGGCAAUUGAAGAUAUUCCAAAAGAUGAAAAAUUUGAUAUUGUUACCAUGUUUGAAGUUUUGGAACAUGUUGAUUACCCAUCAAGAGUUUUACUUGAAGGUUUGAAUCGAUUAGAAGUUGGUGGAUGGUUAUUCCUUUCAACAAUCAAUAGAGAUUUCGUUAGUUGGUUUACUACUAUUUUCAUGGGUGAGCAUUUAUUAAGAAUUGUUCCUGUUGGAACUCACACUUUGGAAAAGUAUAUUAAUCAAACUGAAAUUAAAGAAUGGGUAGAACAAGAUGAAAGUAGAAAAGCUUCAUAUAAAGUUGUUGACACCAAAGGUUGUGUCUAUUUACCAGCAUAUGGUUGGAAAUUUACUUCAUGUCCAGAUAUUGGAAAUUAUUUUAUGGCUAUACAACGUGUACAAUAA